Aureobasidium pullulans EXF-150 is the source of this 2234-nucleotide messenger RNA. RefSeq lists its product as uncharacterized. Lineage: Eukaryota; Fungi; Ascomycota; Dothideomycetes; Dothideales; Saccotheciaceae. The record is from RefSeq and is a predicted model, not a curated record. The coding region runs from base 1 to 1926 and encodes 641 amino acids. The transcript has 3 exons. Gene Ontology annotation, molecular function: ATP-dependent chromatin remodeler activity; ATP binding.
AUGAAAACUUCACUCCAAAACCACCAGGUCAUAUCUGCCGGCUUCAUGAGAAAACGUGAGACUGGCGACGAGCUUCCCAAGAGUGGUAUCCUCGGCGAUUCGAUGGGCCUCGGGAAGACGGUUGUCGCUCUGGCCUGUAUUGUGAACGGUAAGCCUUGCAAGCAACCAGGCUGGACACCCGACCCGGACGGCAACGAUGAGAAUAUGCCCCAAACCACAUUGAUUGUCGUACCAAAUUCCCUUCUUACACAAUGGUUCAACGAAAUCUCACUGCAUUGCGAAGAGGUAUCCAAGAGAUCAGAAUGGGGCAUCGGAUUGAUAAAAGUGUUCAGAGACCGCGACUCCUCGACGACAAGGCCCAAAGAUCUUUACGAUGCCGACAUCGUGCUUACCACAUACUGGGAUGUGCAAAAGAGCCUGCCGAAGGUAGUUUAUCCCAAGGACAUGCCUGAGGAAGACAAGGCCGCACACCUUGAGGAGAACUUCACCAAGAAGCUAGGAUUACUUCAAAAGGUCAGAUUUCACUCUAUCAUACUGGACGAAGGACACACCAUCCGAAAUGCUGCAUCCCAUACAUCUCAGGCCGCGUUCAACCUUCAGGCAAACCAUCGAUGGAUUCUAUCCGGAUCUCCCAUGCUCAAUGGGAGUUUUGACGUCUACUCAUAUGCUUACUUUAUCCGCCACCCCCUGGUAUAUCAAAAAAUGACACUGGAAGCCUGGAAGAGGCUUUACGGGCUGCGAAAACACGACAAGCGGCCAACUCCACUUCCUGAUACUCUGUUGCACUGUAUUCAUCGAUUUACACACUCCGAUGAGCUGUUUGGCGCUCGUCUUGUCACUCUGCCUCCUAUGCAUCAUGGUGUCUUCGAAACGGAAUUUCUUCCUUUUGAAAAGGUGAUCAACAGAAUUAUUGACCGCCGCUUCAAGUUUAUCACCAGAUCAUUGGAUAAGGACGGAAUAGAAGUGAGUGGCAGCAUGAACUUUCUCGCCAUUCUUACGAUGAAGAGGCAGCUCUCUUCUCAUCCGUUGAUCUUACCCACGGAGGUCUGUGACUUUCUGGAGCCUACGGACUUUGAAGAAUUGGAUGAUGUUGAGUACAGCUCUUUCCUAGCUGCCUUCUCGAAGACUACGAAUUUGCACAUCCACAAACAGCGAACUCAAUGUGCUGCAUGCGGACGUCAUGAUGGUCAAGCUCGCAGAGCAUUGCCAUGCAAUCACGUCUACUGCAAGACACAUCUCGAGGACAUGAUGCAUGAACAACAAUCUGCAACACCAGUAUGCAAGAGCCGAGGAUGUGAAAAAGUCAUCCAACGCAGCACACCCACCGAAAUGGCCGAUGUUAGCUUUCCCAAAUGGCAAAAUGAGGACGGGGAAGUCUUUCCCUCUGCCAAGACUCUUGCUGUCAAAUCUCAGAUCCUCAACUUUUGGGAUCGCAAAACGGGGGACCCUACGGCCAAAGUCAUCGUCUUUACGGUCUGGAGAGGCAUGCUGGAGAUCUUGAGCAAGAUCUUUCACUCUGAAGGUUGGGAGCAUACCACGCUUCAUGGAGGUUUGGAUCAGAAGGCGCGCGAUGAGAACAUUGAAAACUUCAAGUCGGAUCCGACUGUCAAGAUCUUGAUUGCGACAUUGACCACAGGCGGCACUGGUCUCAAUCUUACUUGCGCUUCCAAAGCCAUACUGUGUGAACCAUGGUGGCAUUCUGGAGCUGAAGACCAAGCAUUUGGUAGACUGUAUCGUAUUGGCCAGGAGAAAGAAACGACGUUUACCAAGAUAGUCGUCAAGAAUUCUAUCGAUGAGAUGCUCAUGGACAUUCAGAAGAAGAAGAACUUCGACAUCAACCAGGUUCUCUCGGACAAGAAGGGACACCAAAUGCAGCAGCUACAGCGAUAUGCAGCAGAGUGGCUUGAAGACCGCGAAACCUCCUAAUGGCUGCAAGCAUCAGAGCUUGCAAGCAACGAGACGACGAAACGAAAUACUCAACAUUUUGACACAGAAGCUAUGACAGAAACUCACAAAAAUCAUGACAAAAUCAUGAAAACCGACCAGAAUAAAACCCAACAACAACAACAGCAACACUCGACAUGGACGACACGAUACUAAGACCAUGCUACUGGGACACAUGACUUUAAAUUGACACGAAUCAGCAUCAGGUAGGUAAGCUCGAUCACCUGAGCUUUCCCCAAGGAUUUAAGAAACAAGUACAUACCGGUAUCACAAAUCAUAUUUAACUCCCA